Molecule: messenger RNA, 2674 nt
Organism: Dryobates pubescens (Downy woodpecker)
Lineage: Eukaryota; Metazoa; Chordata; Aves; Piciformes; Picidae
Gene: THOP1
Product: thimet oligopeptidase 1
Exons: 13
Coding region: 55-2193 (712 amino acids)
Biological process (GO): proteolysis; peptide metabolic process
Cellular component (GO): mitochondrial intermembrane space
Molecular function (GO): metalloendopeptidase activity
Source: RefSeq, a predicted model, not a curated record
CCAGAAUGCCUCUGAGCGGCCGCUCUCUCCUCCCCGCCUCGCUGGUUGGGGCACAUGCUCCGUGCGUGGGGCCGGCGCGGUCUCCUCCGCCUCGUCAGCAGCGCGGGGCCUCCCGGUCCCCCCGGCACCCCCAGCAUGGCCCCCCCGACAGGUAACCUUGUGGACAGCCAGGCCCCCAGGCUGGUGGCAAAUCAGCUGAGAUGGGACCUGACUGCAGAGCAGAUCGAGAACAUGGCUGCAGAGCUGACCGAGAGGACCAAGCUGGUGUAUGACCGGGUGGGCUCCCAGGAGCAGGGUGAGGUGUCCUAUGAAAACACCCUCAAGGCUCUGGCUGAUGUGGAGGUGGAGUAUACAGUGCGCCGGAACAUGCUGGACUUCCCCCAGCACGUCUCCCCCUGCAAGGACAUCCGGGCAGCCAGCACUGAGGCUGACAAGAAGCUCUCAGAGUUUGAUGUGGAGAUGAGCAUGAGGCAGGAUGUGUACCAGAGGAUUGUCUGGCUCCAGGAGAAGGCAGAGAGUGCUUCCCUGAAGCCUGAAGCAAAGAGGUACCUGGAGAGGUUGAUCAAACUGGGGAAGAGAAAUGGUCUCCACCUCCCUGAGGAGACACAGGAGAAAAUCAAAGCUAUUAAGAAGAAGCUGAGUGUGCUUUGCAUAGACUUCAACAAGAACCUCAACGAGGACACCACCUUCCUGCCCUUCUCCAAGGAGGAACUAGGAGGGCUCCCCGAGGACUUCCUGAACUCCCUGGAGAAGACAGAGGAUGGCAAGCUGAAGGUCACCUUGAAAUACCCUCACUACUUCCCUCUGCUGAAGAAGUGCUACGUGCCUGAGACCAGGAGGAAGGUGGAGGAGAUGUUCAACUCCAGGUGCAAAGAGGAGAACUGCUUGAUCCUGAAGGAGCUGGUGGACUUGAGGGCUCAGAAAGCCAACCUGCUGGGCUUCAGCACCCACGCAGACUUCGUGCUGGAGAUGAACAUGGCCAAGAGCAGCCAGGCGGUGGCCACCUUCCUGGAUGAGCUGGCCCAGAAGCUGAAGCCCCUUGGGGAGAAGGAGAGGGCUGUGAUCCUGGACCUGAAGAAGAAGGAGUGUGAGAAGCGUGGGCUGGAGUUCGACGACCGCAUCAACGCCUGGGACAUGCGCUACUACAUGAACCAGGUGGAGGAGACCAAGUACAGCGUGGACCAGAACCUGCUGAAGGAGUAUUUCCCCAUGCAGGUGGUCACCACAGGCCUGCUGGCCAUCUACCAGGAGCUGCUGGGCCUCACAUUCCACCUGGAGGAGAAGGCUCAGGUGUGGCACGAGGACGUGCAGCUCUACACCGUGAAGGACACCACCUCCGGGGAGGUCAUCGGCAAGUUCUACCUGGACCUCUACCCACGGGAAGGGAAGUAUGGCCACGCUGCCUGCUUCGGCCUGCAGCCAGGCUGCCUCCUGCCAGACUCCAGCAGGCAGAUCUCAGUGGCUGCCAUGGUGGCCAAUUUCACCAAGCCCACCCCAGAUGCCCCUUCCCUGCUGCAGCAUGAUGAGGUGGAGACCUACUUCCACGAGUUUGGGCACGUCAUGCACCAGCUCUGCUCUCAGGCUGAAUUUGCCAUGUUCAGUGGGACACAUGUGGAGAGGGACUUUGUUGAGGCCCCCUCACAGAUGCUGGAGAACUGGGUGUGGGAGAAGGAGCCUCUGCUGCGCAUGUCCAGGCACUACAAAACUGGCAGCCCCAUCCCUGAUGAGCUGCUGGAGAAGCUCAUUAAAUCCAGGCAGGCAAACACAGGGCUCUUCAACCUGCGCCAGAUCGUCCUGGCCAAGGUGGAUCAGGCUCUGCACACCCAGACCAAGGCUGACCCCGUGGAGGUGUUUGCCCAGCUGUGUGAGGAGGUGCUGGGUGUCCCUGCCACCCCAGGCACCAACAUGCCGGCCACCUUCGGCCACCUGGCCGGCGGCUACGACGCGCAGUACUAUGGCUACCUCUGGAGCGAGGUCUACUCCAUGGACAUGUUCCACACACGCUUCAAGCAGGAGGGCAUCAUGAACGGCAAGGUGGGGAUGGAUUACAGGAGCUGCAUCCUGCACCCUGGUGGCUCCCUGGACGCCUCUGACAUGCUGAGGAAGUUCCUGGGCCGUGAUCCCAAGCAGGAUGCCUUCCUGGCCAGCAAAGGACUGAAGGUGGAGAGCAACUCCCUGCCUUCAGCCUGCUGAGAAGCUGCUGCAGCCCCAGCUGAGUCCUGCCAGCUCCUGUGCCCACUCCCCAGUGCCCUCAGGCCGAGCCACCCUCCCCCAACCCCGGGGCCUGCUGUCACCAGACUGCAUCCUGGGCCAGCCCUGCCCUCCAGGAGCCUGCUCUCAGCUCAAAGCCUGACCUUGAGCUGGGCUUCAGCUUAGCUCUGGUCCAGGGCUGCGUGGUGACAGCUCUCACUUGGCCUUGGCAGCCCUCCCGAGGUGGGAGGGGGCUGUGGCUGGCAGCCCCCAGCAGCUGCCUGAGCUCUGGAGCUGAUCUCUGCCCCAGGGUGGAGUUUGCAGCUGGGGAGGAGGGGAGAGGAGUCCCCAGGCUUCAGCCCUUCUCUUCAAUCCCUUCUUGGGAAGAAAUGAGGCUGCCCCCUGGGCUGGGCCUGCUUUGUGCCCUGGGGCAUGGAAACAAACAGCCUGAGGGAGCUGCUCCCCCCACCAGGCACCCCCCAGA